AUGGGGAAUCAUCAAGGUCAGGAAGUUAAGAUUCGACUCAUUCAUAAGGGUGGUAAAAAUGCUCAUACAUAUAAUUUGCCAACAUCACUUAACGAAAUAGCAGCCUUGGUUGUGGGAGACAUUGGAUCAACUGAACUUGGAAGAGAUAUUAUUAUUCAAUAUAGAAGUGGUUUGCUUGAGCGAAUUUCUGAGACACACCAAUCAUAUUUGCCAAUGCAAUACCCUCUAUUAUUUCCAUAUGGAGAUGGAGGCUAUACUGAAGGUAUUCCACAUAAGAAGACGCAACGAAAGAUGAAAGGUGAGAGUGGAACUGUGUCACUUCGGGAAUAUUUUGCUUACAAUAUCCAAGAUCGAGCAUUGGAUGGAUCACUACUUUUAUAUGGCCGUAAAUUAUAUCAACAAUAUUUGGUCGAUGCAUAUACCAUGAUUGAGUCAUAUAGAUUGAGAUAUAUCAGGAUGAACCAAAAAAAACUACGAGCAGAGGUUUAUAAUGGUUUAGCAGAUGCAGUUUUUAGAGGUGAUACUCAGGCUUCAUUUGUAGGGAAACGAGUAAUCCUUCCAUCUUCUUUCACUGGUGGUGCCCGUUAUACAAUGCAAAACUACCAAGAUGCAAUGGCUAUUUGUAGAUGGGCUGGGUUUCCAGAUUUGUUCAUAACUUUUACAGCUAAUCCAAAAUGGCCUGAAAUGACUAGAUUUUUGGAAGCUCGUCAACUUCGUAUAGAAGAUCGUCCUGACAUUGUCACACGUAUAUUUAAAAUGAAGCUAGACUUGCUUAUCAAAGAUAUUAGAAAAGAGGAAAUUUUUGGAAGUGUCAAAGCAGUUCUAUAUACAAUUGAAUUUCAAAAGCGAGGUCUUCCCCAUGCUCAUAUUUUGGUUUUCCUUGCAAAUAAAGAUAAGUUAUCUACUGCUAAAGAUAUUGACAACAUCAUUUCAGCAGAAAUCCCUAAUAAAGAAGCACAACCUGAGUUACAUGAUGUAGUGGUGAAUUAUAUGUUACAUGGGCCAUGUGGAAUAGCUAAUCCUCAUUCUCCAUGUAUGGACAAAGGAAUAUGUACUAAGCAAUUCCCAAAAAACUUUAACUCUACAACAGUGAUCCAUGAAGAUGGAUAUCCAAGGUAUAAAAGGGAAGAUAAUGGUGUACAUGUCAUGAAGAAUGGGAUCCCAUUGGAUAACAGAUAUGUUAUCCCCUAUAACGCAACUCUUUUACUAAAAUAUGGAGCUCACAUUAAUGUUGAAAGAUGUAAUCAAGGAGACUCCAUUAAGUAUCUUUUUAAAUAUGUUAAUAAAGGUUAUGAUCGAGUUACUGCUGCAUUCUAUACUCAAGCAGAUGAUGUAAGUGAGGGUUUGGUUCGUGAUGAGAUCAAAAUGUUUUUUGAUUGUCGAUAUGUUUCGUCAUGUGAAUCAGUUUGGAGGAUCUUAGGGUUCGAUAUUAAUUAUAGAAAUCCCUCUGUUGAAAGACUAUCAUUUCACUUGCCUAAUCAUCAAAUGGUGGUAUUUGAGGAGAAUGAAGAUCUUCAACAUGUUAUGUCUAGAAAUAAUGGGAAACCGACUAUGUUUGAAGCUUGGUUCAUUGCUAAUGCUAAAUAUGAAAAUGCCAAAGGAUUGUUAGAUGAUGAUAAAGAGUAUACUGAUGGGAUACUUGAAGCAGCUCAAUGGGCCUCAGCCAACUAUCUGAGACGGUUGUUUUCGACCUUAUUAGCCUGUAACUGUUUAUCACGUCCAGAGUUUAUAUGGAGACAAAUUUGGAAACCAUUGUCUGAUGACAUAUUGUAUCAACAGAGACAAAUAACAGGACACCAAGGUUUUCAGUUAUCUGAUGAGGAGUUGCAAAAUUUAACCUUGCUUGAGAUUGAGAAGCUCUUGAAUGUAAAUGCAAGGACAUUAUCUGAGUUUGGUUCUAUGCCUUUGCCACAGUCAUCUGUUAUGGAAUUAAGGAGCAACAAACUUAUACGUAUGGAGUUGAGCUAUGACAAAAAAUUAUUAUCAUCAGAAUUAAUUUGUUUGUUGAACAAUUUGACUCCUGAACAGAAGAAAAUAUAUGACCAAGUGUUAUCUACAGUCAAAAGUAAUAAUGGUGGCAUGUACUUUGUUUAUGGCCAUGGUGGAACUGGAAAAACAUAUUUAUGGAAUACAUUGAGCACCUCCUUACGUUCUGAGGGAAAGAUUGUUUUGAACGUAGCUUCAAGUGGUAUUGCCUCAUUAUUAUUGCCAGGAGGUAAAACUGCUCAUUCUCAAUUUCGCAUUCCAAUUGCAGUUAAUGAAGAUUCAAUUUGUAAUAUAAAACAUGGUAGUCAUCUUAGUGAACUGCUUAUCAACACUUCCCUAAUAAUAUGGGAUGAAGCACCCAUGGCCAAUAAAUUUUGUUUUGAGGCUCUUGAUAAGUCUCUGAGAGAUAUCAUGAAAGUUCAACAAGUAGAUGCUGCGUUAAGGCCCUUUGGUGGCAAAGUUAUUUUGCUUGGUGGUGACUUUCGACAAAUUCUUCCAGUUGUGCGAAAAGGUAGUAGAGAGGAUAUUGUAUUUGCUGCAAUCACUUCUUCAUAUUUAUGGAAAGAUUGUAAGGUUUUUACAUUGACUAAAAAUAUGAGACUAUUGACUAAUGCAACAUCUAAAGAUGCAAUGAGAGUUCAAGAAUUUGCAAACUGGAUUAUCUCAAUUGGUGAUGGAAAAGAGCAUGCUAUCUUAGCUCCAACAUUAGCAAUUGUUGAUGAAGUCAAUGAAUAUGUUUUAUCCAUGCUCCCUGGUGAUGAAGUUUGCUACUUAAGCACAGACACAGUUUCUAAACAAGAUGAAAUAGGAGGUGCUUUACAAGAUAUUCACUUGCCAGAAUUCUUGAAUUCAUUAACAAUGUCAGGACUACCUAACCAUGAAAUCAAGCUUAAAGUAGGGGCUCCUAUUAUGCUUAUGCGAAAUAUCGACAAAUCUAUUGGUCUUUGUAACGGCACUCGAUUAAUUGUCAGUAAACUUGUCAGACAUGUCAUUGAAGCUGAGAUCAUGACAGGAAUCUCAAAAGGUCAAAAAGUUUUAAUUCCUCGAAUGACUAUUACUCCAUCAGAUACAAGUUUACCUUUCACAAUAUGCAGACGCCAAUUCCCUAUUAUGUUGUCCUUUGCAAUGACGAUUAAUAAAAGCCAAGGACAGAGUCUCACAAAUGUUGGAUUGUACCUCCCACGACCUGUAUUUACACAUGGUCAGUUGUACGUUGCUAUAUCUCGAGUCCGUAGCAGAUGUGGCUUGAAGAUUUUAAUUCUAGAUGAAGAGGGUAAACCAACAAACAAAACCAACAAUGUUGUUUAUAAAGAAAUCUUUAAUGGUUUGACAUAG
This is a messenger RNA of Prosopis cineraria, 3321 nucleotides long. RefSeq lists its product as uncharacterized. Gene Ontology annotation, molecular function: DNA helicase activity. NCBI's taxonomy places the organism in Eukaryota, Viridiplantae, Streptophyta, Magnoliopsida, Fabales, Fabaceae. The transcript is spliced from 5 exons. Gene Ontology annotation, biological process: telomere maintenance; DNA repair. The coding region runs from base 1 to 3321 and encodes 1106 amino acids. The record is from RefSeq and is a predicted model, not a curated record.